Molecule: messenger RNA, 3960 nt
Organism: Caretta caretta (loggerhead turtle)
Lineage: Eukaryota; Metazoa; Chordata; Testudines; Cheloniidae
Gene: PTPN3
Product: protein tyrosine phosphatase non-receptor type 3
Biological process (GO): protein dephosphorylation
Cellular component (GO): cytoskeleton; cytoplasm; cytoplasmic side of plasma membrane
Molecular function (GO): protein tyrosine phosphatase activity; cytoskeletal protein binding
Source: RefSeq, a predicted model, not a curated record
GCGGCGGCGCUGGGAGCGGGUCCGUGGUGCGGAGUCCGGCGCAGCUUCCUGGUCGCGUGCGGGGAGCCCGGCACCUGCUCGGCGCGGCCCGCGGGAGAGAGGCGCCCCGGGCCGGGAGCAGCGGGGCGGCGCUGCCCCAUGGUGCGGCAGGCUAUUCAGCAAUAGUUAUGAACUCCCGGUUACGAGCGUUAGGUGGGAGGAUAAAUAACAUACGAGCAUCAGAACUACCAAAAGAGAAAACCCGAUCAGAGAUCAUCUGUAGUGUCCACUUUUUGGAUGGCUCAGUACAAAGCUUCAAAGUCAAUAAACAAGAUACUGGUCAGGUUUUGUUGGAUAUGGCCUACAACCACUUGGGUGUGACAGAGAAGGAAUAUUUUGGUUUACAACAAAGUGAAGAGUCAGUAGAUUCCCCUCGAUGGCUCGAAUCAAGCAAACCUGUUAGAAAACAGCUUAAAGGAGGUUUUCCCUGCACCAUCCAUUUUCGAGUAAGAUUUUUUAUACCCGAUCCCAACACACUGCAGCAAGAACAAACCAGGCAUUUAUUCUUCUUACAACUGAAGACAGAUAUUUUGGAAGGAAGGUUGUUAUGCCCUCUUAAUUCUGCUGUUGUCCUUGCAUCUUAUGCCGUACAGUCUCAGUUUGGAGACUAUAACUCUUCAGUACAUCUUUCAGGAUAUCUCUCAAAUUAUUGCUUCAUACCAGAUCAGAACGAAGAUUUUUUAACCAAAGUAGAAUCACUACAUGAACAGCACAGUGGUCUCAAGCAAUCUGAAGCAGAAUCCUGCUAUAUAAACAUAGCACGAACCCUUGAAUUCUAUGGAGUAGAAUUACACAGUGGUAGAGAUCUACAUAAUCUAGAUUUGAUGAUUGGAAUUGCUUCAGGAGGUAUUGCUGUGUACAGAAAAUUUAUUUGCACAAGUUUCUAUCCCUGGAUGAACAUAUUAAAAAUUUCCUUUAAAAGGAAAAAAUUUUUUAUACAGCAACGGCAAAAACAUAAUGAAUCCAGAGAACAUAUAGUUGCCUUCAACAUGCUAAAUUACAGAGCAUGCAAAAAUCUAUGGAAAUCUUGUGUAGAGCAUCACACGUUUUUUCAGACAAAGUCAUCACUACCUCAUGAAAGAAAGAUAUUGUCCCAUUAUUGGACCUUUGGUUCUAGAAACCCAACAAAGUCUGUAAACAGCCACUACUGCAGAAAAGUCAUAGGUGGGAUGGUAUGGAACCCAACUAUGAGGAGAUCUUUAUCUGUUGAACAUCUAGAGACCAAAAGCCUGCCUUCUCGGUCUCCUCCUGUUACCCCUACUUGGAGGAGUCCUAGACUACGUCAUGAGAUUCGUAAACCACGACACUCAUCUGUAGACAACCUUACAAAUGAGAUUGCGUAUAUUACAGAAACAGAGGAUGUUUUUUACACAUAUAAGGGUUCUCCAACAUCAAAGGACAGUGAUUCAGAGUUCUCCCAGAACCGCAGUCCACGGAGGAGGUCAUCUGAACAAGAAUCACCAAAGAAUGUACUGGAAAAUAGUCCAACACAGAACUGUCUGACUCAUACCUCACCUGUUGCCUUGUCCCAGUCUCCCAAUGGAGUUGGUAACUUUUCAGGCUCUUAUCCAUUGGAUGGGGUGGACAAACAGUUUUUAGAAACAUAUGACAAUGUCACCAAAGGGAGCUUAACAGAAGAUUCCAGUCAGUACUACUGUGAUAAGAAUGAAGUAAUUGAUGGAGAUUUGCUUUUGGUGCGAAUCACUCCAGAUGAAGAUGGGAAAUUUGGAUUUAAUCUGAAGGGUGGUGUUGAUCAAAAAAUGCCUUUGGUGGUGUCAAGAAUAACUCCAGGAUCAUCUGCUGAUACAUGUAUUCCAAAACUGAAUGAAGGUGAUCAGAUAGUGUUAAUCAAUGGUCGAGACAUCUCAGAGCAUACUCAUGACCAAGUGGUAAUGUUUAUAAAAGCCAGCAGAGAACUGCACACAAGAGAGCUUGCACUUCUGGUCAGGCGGAAAGUUGCUAAACCCUUGGUUGAGACCAAGUCAGAAGAUGAAGCAGAUUCCCAGAAUUUUCUAGAAUCCAUUAUUCGCACGUAUUCAGAGUACGGUGACACACUAGAGGAGUCUAUGGAACAACUGAAGAAAGGUCUGGAAAGUGGGACAGUACUCAUUCAAUUUGAGCAACUUUAUAGAAAGAAGCCAGGGCUGGCUGUUACGUGUGCAAAAAUACCUCAAAAUAUGGACAAAAAUCGAUACAAAGAUGUUCUACCUUAUGACGCCACACGGAUAAUAUUGCAGGGAAACGAAGAUUACAUAAAUGCAAACUAUGUGAAUAUGGAAAUUCCUUCUGCUGGCAUUGUGAACAGAUAUAUCGCCACUCAAGGUCCUCUUCCACAUACCUGUGCACACUUCUGGCAGGUAGUCUGGGAUCAUAGGUUGUCGCUGAUCAUCAUGUUGACAACCCUCACCGAACGAGGACGGACCAAAUGUCAUCAGUAUUGGCCUGAUCCACCAGAUAUAAUGGAGUAUGGAAACUUUCGUGUCAAAUGUCAAUCUGAAGAUUGUACUAUUGCCUAUGUUUUUAGGGAAAUGGUGAUUACAAAUACUGAGACAGAGGAAGAGCACACCAUCACCCAUCUCCAGUAUGUUGCUUGGCCUGAUCAUGGUGUUCCUGAUGACUCCAGGGACUUUUUGGAGUUUGUCACCUGUAUGAGGCCAAAGAGAGUAGAGAAUGAACCGGUCCUUGUUCAUUGCAGUGCUGGAAUAGGCCGCACUGGUGUAUUGGUCACUAUGGAAACAGCUAUGUGCUUAAUUGAAAGAAACCAACCGGUUUAUCCACUGGAUAUUGUACGAAAAAUGCGAGACCAGCGAGCUAUGAUGGUGCAAACAUCAAGUCAGUACAAGUUCGUGUGUGAAGCUAUUCUUCGUGUUUACAAGGAAGGAUUAGUUCGACCACUGGAUUCCAGUUAAUACACCUGUGAAAGGAUCAAUUUCAUCUUCUAAAAACACCGGUUGUCAUAAAGCAAGGGUCUCAUUUCUGUAAGUGACUAGAGAAUUCAUCAAAAGCGCAUGGGAAGUCAGAUGAGCACAUGUGAGCUGUGGCACUUUAAAUUGCCGUAGAGGAUUACUAAAUCAUGCACAGUAUAUAGGAGACAUGUAUAUAUGUAUAUGAGAGUAGUUGUGCAUAAUGUGCAUUAUAUACAUACUGAAAAGAAAUAAUCAAGGAAACUUUAGUACAUAACCUGCAUCUUUUACUGCUGUAAAAACAAGUUUUCCUCUAGAAUUUAUUUUAACUCUGGUGUUUACCAUUCUAAAAUACAAAAGGAAAACCAGCAGUAUUAAUAAAAAAAAAAAAAAGUGCCCCAGUUAAUGAGGCAUUGAGUGUCUUCAUCUCCUAUUGAACUCCAUGGGAGUAGAAUGCUCAACACCUUGCAAAACUGGGACCAAAAUAUUGAUAUACAAAGUAGAGUUGGUCAUAUUAUUUGGUUCAUAGAGGUUUGUCAAACAUUUUACAUAAAUAGAACGCCAAGGGCUAAAUCCCAAACAUGUCCAUUAAGAGCCAGAGCAAUUAAAGAAUUAACUCCCAUCAAUCUGAUUGCAAAUAUGCCGGUUAUACUAAUAAACUUUUAAUAAAUCAAAUAUAGCAUACCUGACACGUAAACUAAUGUUGCUUUGCAGGUUUUAUUGAGAUCUUACACAGCUUGAAUUUCCCGUUUUCUUGACCUUUCAAUAGUUUACCUAUUUCCUGUAGCCUCUUCCGCUCUGCUCCUUUGCACCCUGAUAUGGUACUUCCUGUUUAUACUUAAUUUCACUGUGUUUUCUUGUGGUUUUUCUCUUUAUAGACUGAAAACAUUUAAACUAAAGGUUUAAGUCUCAUUUGUCUUUGUUUCCCAGUGUAUUUAUUAGUUCUCACAUGCAGGAGUGGAUUAAUAUUGCACACCAACUGCUAAAUGCUUUGGCUUACUAUAAAUGCAAACUGGCC